AUGGUUAUCGCAUCCAGUACACCUAAGCUUAUAGCUGCAGGCGGGCUUGCUGUGGUUGCAACAUUCCUAGCACGUUUUCUCAUGCGGGGAUUUUCGAUCCGGCGGAGGUUCUACAGAAUGAAGGCCAGCGGGAUUGUGGGUGAAGUCAAAUGCUUGCUUGGGCAUUAUCUAAUACCUCAAUUCCCAAAGCCGACGGUAGGACUGGUAGCUGUAGCAAACAUCCAACACCAGGGUUGA
Blastomyces dermatitidis ER-3 is the source of this 237-nucleotide messenger RNA. RefSeq lists its product as uncharacterized. The transcript has a single exon. The record is from RefSeq and is a predicted model, not a curated record. Lineage: Eukaryota; Fungi; Ascomycota; Eurotiomycetes; Onygenales; Ajellomycetaceae. Bases 1 to 237 code for a protein of 78 amino acids.